Molecule: messenger RNA, 2628 nt
Organism: Gallus gallus (chicken)
Lineage: Eukaryota; Metazoa; Chordata; Aves; Galliformes; Phasianidae
Gene: NONO
Product: non-POU domain containing, octamer-binding
Exons: 11
Coding region: 313-1734 (473 amino acids)
Biological process (GO): regulation of DNA-templated transcription
Cellular component (GO): nucleus
Molecular function (GO): RNA binding
Source: RefSeq, a predicted model, not a curated record
GAGCGCGGGCAGCGGCCGCACCCCGGCGGGGGCACAGCGCGGCGCAGGGGACACAGCGCGGGCCGGAACGGGGCGCCCCGAUCCCCGCAGGGCUGCCUGCACGGCGCAGAGCGUAUCGCCGUCCCGCUCCCCCCUCCCCGUUAACCCUCUCGCCGCGCGGCCCUGGGUCCGCCACCGCCCUGGGGGGCCCUCCCCGGCCGCUCCGCUCCCGCCUCUACCUCCGCGCGGGAGGAGCCCCCCGGCCCGGUCCGGGCGCCGUCGCCACCGCCGCCUCCCCCGGAGCUGGAGCGUCUCCCCGGGGCGGUGGGGAAGAUGCAGGGCAACAAGGGCUUCAACAUGGAGAAACAGAACCACGCGCCGCGGAAGCAGCACCAGCACCAACACCAGCAGCACCCGCCGCCCUCCAUCCCCGCCAACGGGCAGCAGGCCAACAGCCAGAAGCAGCUGUGUACCUUAUUCCCCUCAGAUGAAGGCCUGACCAUCGACCUGAAGAAUUUCCGGAAACCUGGGGAAAAAACCUUCACCCAAAGAAGCCGCCUCUUUGUGGGGAAUCUGCCCCCAGAUAUUACAGAGGAAGAGAUGAGAAAGUUGUUUGAGAAGUAUGGCAAGGCAGGUGAAGUCUUCAUACACAAGGACAAAGGCUUUGGCUUUAUCAGGCUGGAAACUCGCACUCUGGCAGAGAUUGCAAAAGUGGAACUAGACAACAUGCCUCUCCGUGGGAAGCAGCUCAGAGUGCGUUUUGCGUGCCACAGCGCAUCGCUGACAGUCAGGAACCUGCCUCAGUUCGUGUCCAAUGAGCUCCUGGAGGAAGCCUUCUCAGUGUUUGGCCAGGUGGAAAGGGCUGUGGUGAUUGUGGAUGACAGAGGGCGAUCCUCUGGAAAAGGCAUUGUGGAGUUCUCAGGGAAGCCUGCUGCUAGGAAAGCCCUGGACAGAUGUAGCGAUGGCUCUUUCCUGCUGACGACAUUCCCUCGGCCUGUGACUGUGGAGCCCAUGGAUCAAUAUGAUGAUGAAGAGGGACUACCAGAAAAACUUGUCAUCAAAAACCAGCAAUAUCACAAGGAGCGUGAGCAACCUCCUCGAUUUGCACAGCCUGGCAGCUUUGAGUAUGAGUAUGCCAUGCGUUGGAAGGCUCUAAUAGAAAUGGAGAAGCAGCAGCAAGAACAGGUAGACCGUAACAUCAAGGAAGCUCGAGAGAAGCUGGAAAUGGAAAUGGAAGCAGCUCGCCAUGAGCACCAAGUUAUGCUCAUGAGGCAAGAUUUAAUGAGACGCCAGGAAGAACUGAGGAGGAUGGAGGAAUUGCAUAACCAGGAAGUACAAAAACGUAAACAGUUGGAAAUCAGGCAAGAGGAAGAACGCAGGCGCCGUGAGGAAGAAAUGAGAAGGCAGCAGGAAGAGAUGAUGAGACGCCAGCAGGAAGGCUUCAAGGGGAACUUUGCUGAUGCGAGGGAGCCACCGGACAUGCGAAUGGGACAGAUGGGUAUGGGAGGUACCAUUGGCAUGAACAAUAGAGGAGCUAUGGGUGGUACCAACGUCCCCGCUGCUGCGCCUCCUGCAGCUGGUCCUGGAGCUAUGAUACCCGAUGGAGCCAUGGGAAUGACUCCACCACCGCCUGCGGAUCGCUUUGGGCAGGGCAGCGCGAUGGAAGGCCUGGGAGCGAUGGGAGGGAACCCUCCUGCCUUCAACAGAGGAAAUCCAGGGGGUGAAUUUGGCCCUAACAAACGUCGCAGAUACUAACAGGAUUAAGCUGCCCCCUGCACUUGCCCCAAAGAGGAAAGGAAUCUUGGCAGGCCGUACAGGGUUCUACUCAGGGGGUGGGUAUCAGAAUAGUCGAUUAGGGCCUGCUUUGGUUAAGCCACUCUAGGACGAGGGGAGUGCAGUCUGACUGAUAAACAUUUUAUAGAGAAUUUCAUGUGGUGCAUUCCUAUAAUUUCAAUGUGAAAAUGGAUUCAGGGAGGCUGCCGUGGUUGUUCUCUAACGGUGAGAUCUGGCGAGGACCGCAAUGCCUUGACUGACCGUUCCAGGUGUGCUGUUUGCAGCCGGAGUCCUGAGGCAGAACCAGAUACAACUGCAGUAAGUCUUGGCAUUCUUUUGGAUUUUCUUAGUGUGUAGCACAGGGAAGGAGUCUCCGGAGAACUAGGGCAGCAUCUGGGUACUUUGCAGCUCCCGCGAUUCUGUACAUUUAUAUUGCUCCAAAUGGUCCAUCUGAUAGUGAAUUGGAGAGAUUUUUAUGUUCAUUUUUUCUGUUUUUUUUUUCCUCCUAACUUGUAGUUACUCUUUUUACCUGGACCAUCUGUUUCUUUAAAGUAGCUGACUGUCACGUGCAGCCUGAGUGGCUGGGAGGAUCUGUUGGGAUGAAUUUUUUGAUAAUGUGUUGUAUCGCUGUUUAUUUUUACUGGUAGUAAAGUACAAUCUAUUGGACAAAGAUACUGUAUCUCAUGCUGAAGAUUUAACUGAAACCAAUGUUUGUAUAAUCUUAACCUUGCCUGUCUUUUGUGUAGAAGUACUACAAGAUUUUUUCAUUUAGUGUAAACUGUUUGAACACAAGCUGUAAUUGUCCCACUAACAAGUUUGAGUUUGUCUGAGGAAUGUUACAGGAAUGCAUUAUUAAAGUGGAUUUUAAGCCUUUUU